AUGACGAGGCAACGGCCGGAAACAGGGGUGACCACCGCCAUCGCCUCGGAGCCUUUCAAUACAUCGGCACUUGACCUCGAUCGCCGCGAUAGCAAGAUCCAAAAGCUCAAAGAUACACGUCAAAACCUCGCCUCUAUAGCAGGGCCAUCGACAAUCGAAUACGAGGUGGAAAGGAUCCGCGAUGUGAUCCGAGGCAAAGCUCUGGACGAAGACUUUUCCACAGCCGUUCGCGAGCGAUGGCAGACAUGGUCGCGCAACGCAAACCCAUUUCGCUCGGAUCUGGGCUCUUCGGCCGCUUCGGAGCUGAAAGGCGCUGACGACUCAGCUUCCGAGUCGGAUGCUCCGUCAGAGGAUUCGGCAGCGGAGGAUCCCGACAAUCAAGGCGCGGACGAUCUACCUCAGAAGAACAAGCGCAAACGGACUGGCCGCACCAAAAGCGACAAAAGGCAAGACGGUUCUCGGGAAGUCAACAUUAUCGAAGAAUGGGAAGGAAUCAGAACACAAAGAGAAGUCCUUCUCAAGGACAUGGACGCCGUUCUUCCAAGCGCCUUUCGAUUCACUGAGCGUCAAUUGAAGGUGUACGCUAAUCGGCUCAAAUCCAAAUACAUCAACUCGCUCGACCGUCCGUUUGAAUCAACCGACAUUCACAGACUUUUGCAUCAUGCUCCACCGAGAAACAAGCCCACAGCUGCCCGCGCUUCCGAGGCUGGGUCAUCGUCUUCGACAGUGGUCGGAUCAUCAUCGGCGCCGCUCGUAUUUACCAUUUCGUUCUUCAGCAGCAAUAUCGACGGGAGCAGAGAAGACGCUGCAGCAAAGAGGGAUGCCGACCCUUCCACCACAAACGAUGACACGGAUGGAGACAACGCGAGGGACGAGUACGUCAAACGCAUCUGCGGUGAUGGUUUGGGGGGCAUGAAGCGCGCACAAACAGUUCGAUUGCUCUCGAACCAGACCUUGUCAGAUCUUCAAACCUCGCUCUGCUGCUGGUCUGAUGAGCUGCCAGAACGUUUCGGAUGGCGAAGUCGACUGCAGCGACACGAGCAGAGGCGAAUUCUGUCAGGUUCUACCCACCACUUCCCAGUCAGUGGCGUCGGCGUCGAAGAAAGCACCGAUGUUCGUCUUGCAAGAUACACCGGCAAACGAAGGCAAACGGACACGGCACUCAUCAUCGAGGACAAGCUCUACACAAAGGGCGUUCACCACGGAGAGUCAUCUCACGAGGUUGAUUACGCUACGCUCUUCGACCAGUGGAAGCAGUCGACCGGAAACACAGACGCCAAGGUCGGAUGGAGCGAAAGGGGAGGCAACCUCGAUCUGCGCCUCGACCAAAUCAGCGCACUACGCGCAGGCCAGCCGUACUGGUUGCUGCAUCAAGGUGAUUGCGUCCACUGUUUCGUCAUCGAGCAAGUCCGAGCGCUCCGUCCGAGCGAGCAGAGAGCGCUUCGCAAGAAUGCCGCCGGUGUAAAUGUAGAGAGCGCCCCGAAAGGAACCGAAUUCGUUCCCUUCCCGCGUGUCACUUGGCUUUCCACUCCCGCUAUGCUUCGAUUUGCAGCCGAUCACAACCACAAUUACGGCCUCGGUCACCACAUUUUGCGUUGGGAGGGCACGCUUCCUCCUUCACAACCGUCCCAGCUUAGGGAACAUGUUGCACCAGAAGCGUCGGGCUCGAAACAGGGCGAUGCUACCCCACAAACUUCGUGGCAAAUCGCCAACCUUCGGACGAGGCGUAAGGACGAAGGCCUGUUGCGCAAGAAGCAGGGCAAGUGUCUCGCGUGCUCGCUUCGCAAAGCGCAGGUUGGGAUCCUUGGAGGAGACUCGGUUCGCUUGCCUUUGGCGCCCACGGAUCCUGACAAGGAUGACGGUACUCAAGACACGCCCGCCAUCGAUGGUCUAGAUGACCACCUCACGUCGAUCUGUACGCCAUGCGCUGCAAUCCUUGGCCUUCCGACCAAAUCGACCUCGACUGGAACUUCUGCUGAACUCGACUGGGAUCAGAUUGCUGCCAUGGACCAUCGCACUGGAUGGACCGUCUUCCCUCUUUAUUGA
Pseudozyma hubeiensis SY62 is the source of this 2046-nucleotide messenger RNA. RefSeq lists its product as hypothetical. The transcript has a single exon. Gene Ontology annotation, biological process: snRNA transcription by RNA polymerase III; snRNA transcription by RNA polymerase II. Bases 1 to 2046 code for a protein of 681 amino acids. Gene Ontology annotation, cellular component: snRNA-activating protein complex. Lineage: Eukaryota; Fungi; Basidiomycota; Ustilaginomycetes; Ustilaginales; Ustilaginaceae. The record is from RefSeq and is a predicted model, not a curated record. Gene Ontology annotation, molecular function: RNA polymerase III type 3 promoter sequence-specific DNA binding; RNA polymerase II cis-regulatory region sequence-specific DNA binding; core promoter sequence-specific DNA binding.